GUUGCUACAGUCGUAUUAUAUUUCCAUACAAUCCUCGACAGCAUCCAGUAGGUACCGUUAAUACUUAGUGCAGAACUUGCAAUACCGCGCAUGCAGACUCCCUGGAUAUCUCCCAGAUCGAAGCGCAGUGCAGCGGAGUUCCUUUGUCAAUUACGAUAGUCUAAUUUGCUAUACGCUAUACGACAUGGAGGAUUCAGACUUCUGAGGGUGAAGGCUGUUUAAAGGUCAUGUUGAACUUAGAGGAGACAGAUGCGAAAAUCAUCUUCAAUGGUGCUCACAUACGACCAGCGCUACCAAGCCCCGCUUAACAUCAGCGCAGUCGAUAUGCAGCUAUCGCUAUGAAGAUUUGGACAGCGCUGCUGGGCGCGGUGCUUAUACCUGGCUGCCUGCUGUUGAAGAUCUCCAACAACGGCUACGAAGACUUGGUCGUGGCUAUCCAUAAAGACGUGCCGGAAAACCAUGAUAUCCUGACAAACAUCCAGGCGAUCAUAAGUGGAGCCUCGUCCUACCUCUACAGAGCCACGCGGAAGCGAGCCUAUUUUCGGGAUGUCGUGAUCCAAAUACCGGAAACGUGGACGCAGAACGACACAUGGAGAAGGUCACAGAAAACGUUCCAACAGGCUGAUGUCCGCAUCGACAACCCUCAUCCGCUACACGGCGAGACUCCUUACACCUUUCAACCAGGACAGUGCAGGGAGCCAGGACUCUAUGUUCAUUUCACACCCAGCUACAUUCUAGAUCAUGGUGUUAACAGAAUGAGGAACUGGGGUGAUCCAGGUCGUGCGUUUGUCCAUGAGUUCGCUCAUCUGCGGUACGGUGUGUUCGAUGAGUACGGGUAUCCCCCCGACUACCCAACUUGGUACCUCGAUGGUGAUGUCAUCAGACCAACUGGAUGCACAACUGAAAUAGAUGGGAGUUUUAUGCAAUCCUACAAACCUUGUGACCCCAGACACAACACAAAAGGAUGCGUAUUCAUGGCAACCAGCAAUGGGAAUUCCAAUGCUUCCGUGAUGUAUAUGCCUUACUUGGAUUCGAUACAUGACUUUUGUGAAACAAAUGCAGCGGAUCCCAAAUUACGUCAUAAUGGCGUCGCAAACAACGAACAAAACAGAAGAUGCAACCGUGAAGGCACAUGGGAUAUCAUCAGACGACAUGCUGACUUCCGGGCAAUUGACGUCCCAGUUGACCUUGAUGACGUCACACCAAGGUUUCGCCUGGUCUGUGACAAAAAGGAGACCCGAGAAGGUGUCCGGGCAUGCGGGAGGCGCGUCGUACUGUUACUAAACACAUCAGGGUCUAUGCGUGAGAAUUAUCGCUUCUUCAAGCUGACUCAGUUUGCUGACAAGUUUAUUAAAGACGUCCUCCCGUUGGGUUCAGAAGUGGGCGUGAUUGCCCCCUUUGCGUCUGCAGCUUCCAACUUGACGCAGAUGAUCUAUUUGUCGACUGACGAGGUCAAGGCCAAUCUUACGGCGAGACUUCCGAAAGACGAGGACGAUUACAUUGGGGGCACUGCAAUCGGUCUUGGCCUUCUCAAAGCUGUUGAGCUGCUGUCAGCCAAUGGCCAUUCACCCGAGGGCGGCCGAAUAGUCCUUGUUGUCGAUGGAAGUGAAACCGGGGAUCCACAUAGUGCCAGUGUUCUACCGGACCUCGUCCGUGCCUCGGUUACAGUCCAUACAGUCGCUUUGGGUAGUGCCGCUGAUACAGACCUGGCUAAUGUAGCAGCUGCCACAGGAGGGAUGUAUAGUUUCUACUCCGAGGAAGACAAUUCCAGUGCACUGGAUUCGGCUGCCAUUAGAUUACUUCCCGAUGUGUCACUGUGUUCCGAGACUGAGAUGAUAGAGCUAUUCAGCCGUGGACUGACUUUGACAACGUCCAUGCCUUACUUCACUGAUAGCGUCCGUAUUGACUCCACCGUUGGAAAUGACACCCUCUUCACCUUCACUCUGGCUGCCAACACCGAUAUCGAGGUGAAUGUAAGCGACCCAAGUGGAGAUACGUAUGAUGAGAGAUCAGCGGAGUACAGCAUAGACUCUGAAUUAAAUAUUGUUCGGCUCAGAAUCCCCUUUGCUAAGCCAGGGCGAUGGACAUUCACUGUUCAGAGUAGAUCCGUUACCGGGUCAAGUUUUGAGUCUGUGAUAGUCGUUGUGAGGUCGUUACCGAUGGUGAACCGUAGACCAUACAAGAUCGAGACAUGGCUUAACACGAUGACCGCAAACGUCACUGACAGGCUCCCCGUCGUGUACACAUACGUCCACAUCGGCUACAACCCCAUCAUCCACGCCUCUGUACAAGUGACUGUUGACAGGUCUCCACAACCAAGUGUAACCUUAAUCCUGAAAGACAAUGGACAAGUCGUCGAUGCACGGGCUAAUGACGGUGUUUACUCGGCUGUUUUUCUUGAAUUUACAACCAACCAGCGGUACUCCAUGCAGACCAGUGUGUCAUCCGUAGAAAACCAGACCCUUAUCAUGAUUUCCGGGAACUCCGGAGCUGAAGCUUACUCCAUCUUUCAGAAUACAUCCCGGCCUGUUCGGAUGGAGCCAGCUGAAUUAUUUACAAGAACUGCGUCACCUGGCACUGUGGACGUCACUGGGUACGAUAGUUCAGUAGACAUAUUUGCCCCCAAUGACAUAUCUGACCUUUUGGUAGUAACUUCAGACGCCAAAGCCUUCACAGUGACCUUAAACUGGACUGCGCCAGGAGGUGACCUGGAUAAAGGAACAGCUGACAGAUACGAGCUCCGACUUGGCAGCAGUCUGAACCAGCUGAGUGAAACCUUCAGCACAGCACAGCUGAUUGAGGAGAAGGAUCUGCAGAACAGUUCCCUCGCGCCCAGCUCUGCAGGCUCCGAACAGCGCGUGGUUAUUAAUGUACCAAGAGACUGGAACUAUAGUGCCUACUCGUUUGGGGUCAUUGCUAUUGAUGAUGCAAAUCUGAGGUCACGUGUAUCUAAUUUGCAAAGUGUGACCUUCAAACAAGCAAGGGUUCAAGGGGAAUCCAAAGACAAGAUGCCUCCUGGGAGGAUUACAGAUCUGACGUUAUUGCACUGUGAUCCAGUUAGCAAGACCUUCACCUUAUCCUGGACAGCCCCUGGUGAUGAUGGAUACACAGGCAGAGUCAGCCGUUACGAGAUGCGGGUUGGAGAGACAAUACUCGCCAUGAAGACAAACUACCGCAGCAUGCAUCUUGUCUCAAAAGAUGAAAUUCUCAACGGUUCCAUUCUGCCGCUUCCUUCUGGGAAGGAACAACGCAUAGCUGUCAGCUUGAACAGAAAUGAACCACGAGAAAUAUUUGUUUUUGCAGUCCAGUCGUACGACCAGGUAGACCUUCCAUCAGAAUUAUCUAACUUUCUCCGGGUCAACGUGACCGAAUAUAGCACUGCAUUGAAAGUGAUUGAAGAGAAGGGAGAGGAAGAUUUAAGCUGGAUUGGACUUGCAGAAGGACUAACUGCCGCAGCGGUUAUUUCAUUGUUUGGAAUCAUCAUUUUCGUUGCCGUCAAAUGGAAAAUAAUUGGUCAGAAACAUGUCCUAUAAACAUGCAUAGUAGCCAAAUUUAAGCAUUCCUCGUGAAGAGAACUCUUUUAUUAUGAAACUAUUCCAUAUUCCUAUUUGCACACCUAUUUUAUUCAUACACUUCAGUAUGCCUCUUUAGCAAGUGCAGUGGUGAUUACAUAUACUGAAAGGCAAAGGAAACGUCGUGAUAUUGGAAAUGACAUUUGAGUAACAAUGGAGUAUUUGAACCUAUUUUUUUAAAAUAUAC
Messenger RNA from Haliotis rubra (blacklip abalone), 3759 nucleotides. Its product is annotated as calcium-activated chloride channel regulator 1-like. NCBI's taxonomy places the organism in Eukaryota, Metazoa, Mollusca, Gastropoda, Lepetellida, Haliotidae. The transcript is spliced from 16 exons. The coding region runs from base 339 to 3533 and encodes 1064 amino acids. The record is from RefSeq and is a predicted model, not a curated record.